AUGGAUGCACAGGAACUGCUUGAUGCAACGGACGACACAGACAGGGACAAGGCCUUCAAGAAUUUCUUGGAUGUGGCUGCAUCGACUCAAUCCUCUUCCGACCACAAAACUGCGGAGGAGCUUCGAGAUGCAGCUGCGGCGGUGGAUGAGCAUGGAAUCAUCUUGCCAAUGAAGCCGAAGUACUGCAUGUGCUGGUUCAUGGAAUUGGACGACAGCCGAAUGAGCCGCUGGUGCCUAGACACGGCACACCAAUAUGCAUCCGGAUCACGCGAGCUCCACCCUGGUGAUGGAGAGAUUCUGGAAACCCUAGAGGCCUGGCUGCCGGUGCAAAGAGAAAAUGACGAAAGUGCAAGAUUCCUUGCCAAGCUCCACCGACGGCGCUUUGAGGCGGCAAGGGCAGCUCACCCCUGGGAGACGGGCGUGCAGCUUGUAGAUGUGCUGACCACCAGCGACGGACUGGCCUUCGGGGUCGGCGUCUACAGCGGUGCCGUAGAGGUUUUGGCACUUUCGGCCUGCAGCAAGGUGGUGGGCCGGCCAGUGAAGAAAGUGCUGCCAGCUCUUCGAGCCUUGUACCCGGGACACAUCUACGUCCACGGCGGCUACGACGGCCAGCGCCGCCUGCUCUCCAUCGAGCGCUUGGCACCAUUUGGCGAUUGCUGGGAGCCACUUCCUCCGAUGUCUGAUCGACGAGCUGUAGUGGCAGCGGACGUAGUUGCCGGGAAGCUGUACGUAUGCGGCGGCUGGGACGGGGAGCACCGUCUUAGCCAAGUCGAGCGCUACAACAUCGCUGCCGGAUGUUGGGAGCAGUUGCCGCCGAUGCUCGAGAGGCGAAGUCAUCCUGCAGUAGCCACUCUUUGCGGCAAGCUCUAUGUUUCCGGUGGCUUUGACGGCGCGGAGAGUUUGAGCUCGGUCGAGUGCUUCGACCCUUCCACGGGUAGCUGGUGUUGUCUCCCGCAAAUGCAGGUGCGUCGAAGAAGGGCGAUUGCAGUCGUCAUGGCUGCGAAGCUCUACAUCUGUGGCGGCUUCGAUGGUGCGGGGCAGCUGAACUUUGCCGAGAGCUAUGACCCGCAGGAAAAGAGAUGGGACAUGCUCCCGCCGAUGCUUGCAAGGCGUGUUGUAAGUGCUGCGGAAGUUAUUUCCGGUAAGUUGUACGUUUUUGGCAGCGAGGAUGAUGCCCGAGUCGUCAGCUCUGUCGAAUGCUACGAUCCAAAGUGCUCGCUCUGGGAGGCGCUGCAACCGAUGCUCUCUCGUCGCGUUGGGGCUGCUGCGGCUUCCGUUGCGGGCUGCUUCUACGUCUGUGGGGGAUGGGAUGGACGUCAGCGUCUCGACUCAGCUGAGCGAUACAAUCCUGCCUCGGCUGUCUGGGAAGCUCUGCCACCCAUGAGCGAGAGGAGAGAUCGAGCUGCAAUCGCAACCAUCGCCGGACGGCUCUACGUCUGUGGAGGUUUCGAUGGUGAUGCCGAUCUCAGGACCGCAGAGUGCUUUGACCCCAGCUCUGGUCGCUGGCUGACCCUGCCACCUAUGCAAGAGAGGCGCUCCAGUGCCGUUGCGGUGGCGGCCCUCACCUAG
Molecule: messenger RNA, 1569 nt
Organism: Symbiodinium necroappetens
Lineage: Eukaryota; Dinophyceae; Suessiales; Symbiodiniaceae
Source: the annotation of a GenBank genome assembly